Crotalus tigris (Tiger rattlesnake) is the source of this 3999-nucleotide messenger RNA. Its product is annotated as zinc finger protein 883-like. The transcript is spliced from 2 exons. The record is from RefSeq and is a predicted model, not a curated record. Lineage: Eukaryota; Metazoa; Chordata; Lepidosauria; Squamata; Viperidae. Gene Ontology annotation, cellular component: nucleus. Bases 804 to 2687 code for a protein of 627 amino acids. Gene Ontology annotation, biological process: negative regulation of transcription by RNA polymerase II. Gene Ontology annotation, molecular function: RNA polymerase II cis-regulatory region sequence-specific DNA binding; DNA-binding transcription repressor activity, RNA polymerase II-specific.
CUCUUCCUGAUCACUAAUCGGAGGAAGAUGGUGUGUAGGGAGGAUUUUGUGCUCUUCCCAGAUUGAAGCAGCAGCUGGAAGAAAAGAGGAUGUGAAGAAGAACCCUCUAGACAGCUAAGAAUAACAAGCAACAUUGAAAAGGAAAGCAAACGGAGCCAGAAAUCAAAAUAUUUUCCACUUCCUUCAGAAAACCACACAACUUUCCUUCUCCUCCAGCAGCUCUUAGAAAAAAAAGAGAGAAAAUCAAGAAAGAUUUCAAACUGGAAUAAGUAGAUUAUUCAGAAUUCAAGGAUACCUUACAUGAAAAGUGAAGGAGAUUAUUUUUCAUUCAGUAGAAGAGGGAAAUAUCUGGAAGUCAGUUGGAGGGAAAGGUGAGUAGGAAAGUCACAUAGAGCAGAGAGGCCUCGCCCUGUGAGGAAGAAAACGGAUUGAAUGAAAGCACCACUAAACAAGGGAUUGUCCAUAUUUUUGACUUCCUCAAGAAUAUCAGUUGUGGAAAAACUCCGUACUUGUGUCUCUUGUUGGAAAAGCACAGAUUGCAAAUCACAACUGAUUAUGCACAAGAGGAGCCACAGAGCAGGAAAGCCAUACAAACCAUCUGAUUCUGGCAAAACCUUUAGUCAGAACAGCUCCCUUGUGGUUCAUGGAAGGACCCACACAAGAGAAAAGCCAUAAAAGCACUCCUAGUGCAGUAAAUGCUUUAGUGAGCAUGGCAACGUGGUGAUACACCAGAGGAUUCCCAGCAGGGAGAAAACCUAUGACUGUACUGAUUGUGUGAAAGUUUCAUUAGAAAUUCACAUGUCAUGAAACACCAUAGGACUUGCACAGGAGACAAACACUUUGAAUGUCGUGAUUGUGGGAAAAGUUUCAAUCACAAAUUCAGCCUGGUGACACACCAUAAGACUCACAAAGGAAAGAAACCCUUUGAAUGUCCUGAAUGUGGGAAAAGUUUCAGUCACAAGUCCAACCUGGUGACACACCAGAGGACUCAUAAAACAGAGAAGCCCUUUCGAUGUCCUGAUUGUGGGAAACAUUUCAGUCACAAUUGCAGCCUUGUGAGACACCAGAGGACUCACAAAGCAGAGAAGCCCUUUCAAUGUCCUGAUUGUGGGAAAAGUUUCAAUGAGAAUUCCAGCCUUGUGAAACACCAGAGGACUCACACAGGAGAGAAAUCCUUUGAAUGUCCUGAAUGUGGGAAAAGUUUCAGUCAGGAUUCCAGCCUUGUGAAACACCAGAGGAUUCACACAGGAGAGAAACCCUUUGAAUGUCCUGAUUGUGGGAAAAGUUUCAGUCACAAAUCCAGCCUGGUGACACACCAGAAGACUCACACAGGAGAGAAAUAUUUUCAAUGUCCUAUCUGUGGAAAAGUUUUCAGUGGGAAUUCUCACCUGGUGACACACCAGAGGACUCACACAGGAGAGAAACCCUUUGAAUGUCCUGAUUGUGGGAAAGGUUUUAGUGAGAAUUCCAGCCUUGUGAAACACCAGAGGACUCACACAGGAGAGAAACCCUUUGAAUGUCCUAUCUGUGGGAAAAGUUUCACUAUCAAUUCCAACCUGGUGAUACACCAGAGGACUCACACAGGAGAGAAACCCUUUGAAUGUCCUGAAUGUGGGAAAAGUUUCAGUCACAAGUCCAACCUUGUGAUACACCAGAGGACUCACACAGCAGAGAAACUUUUUGAAUGUCCUGAUUGUGGGAAAAGUUUCAAUCACAAAUUCAGCCUGGUGACACACCAGAGGACUCACAAAACAGAGAAGCCCUUUCAGUGUCCUGAUUGUGGGAAACGUUUCAGUCACAAUUGCAGCCUUGUGAGACACCAGAGGACUCACAAACCAGAUAAGCCCUUUCAAUGUCCUGAUUGUGGGAAAAGUUUCAAUGAGAAUUCCAGACUUGUGAAACACCAGAGGACUCACACAGGAGAGAAACCCUUUGAAUGUCCUGAAUGUGGGAAAAGUUUCAGUCAGAAUUCCAGCCUUGUGAAACACCAGAGGAUUCACACAGGAAAGAAACCCUUUGAAUGUCCUGAUUGUGGAAAAAGUUUCAAUCACAAAUCCAGCCUGGUGACACACCAGAGGACUCACACAGGAGAGAAAAAUUUUGAAUGUCCUAUCUGUGGGAAAGGUUUUAGUGGGAAUUCUCGCCUGGUGAUACACCAGAGGACUCACACAGGAGAGAAACCCUUUGAAUGUCCUGAUUGUGGAAAACGUUUCAGUGACAAUUCCAGUCUUGUGACACACCAGAGGAUUCACACAGAAGAGAAACCUUUUGAAUGUCCUAUCUGUGGUAAAAGUUUUAAUCACAAAUCCAGUCUGGUGACACACCAGAGGAGUCACACAGGAGAGAAACCCUUUGAAUGUCCUGAAUGUGGGAAAGGUUUCAGUCACAAAUCCAGCCUUGUGACACACCGGAGGAUUCACACAGGGGAGAAACACUUUGAAUGUCCUGAUUGUCGGAAAAGAUUCAGUCAGAAAUCCAGCCUUGUGAAACACCAGAUGACUCACACAGGGGAGAAACACUUUGAAUGUCAUGAUUGUGGAAAAAGUUUCAGUCAGAAGUGCAACCUGGUGAAACACCAGAGGACUCAUGCUGGGAGAAAUCUUUCAAAUGUCCAGUCUGUGGACGUUUCUUCACUCAUAAAUCAUCCCUUAUUGCACACAAGGAAAUCCACAUGCGGCAAAAGUUGAAGCAUUUAGAAAAGGCUUGAUAUUCCUUUUUGAUCUCCCAUUGAAAACGUAGUUAAGAAAUUGACUAUUUGAAUUGUGAUCUGAAUCUGUUUACUCAAACAUGUCUCAGGACUAGACUUGUAGGUGGAGAGAAAAGGAAAAUGGAAAAGGGCUAACUGCCAAUUUCUGCUUAGGAGCAGCAGCUUCUGGAUAUUUCCUUUUGUUGAAGUUAUGGAUUUCUUCAAAAAGGCUUCUGGGUGGUAGUUUUGUAUAUUGAUUAUAUAAUUCCCACAUGUGGUGUUUCAGGUUUCUACCUUGGUUUCCUCCAGAUUUUGAGCCGCAGAAUUCCUCAGCUAGCAUAGAAAAGGUCCUCAAGAUAUAACUGUCAUGGGCCUUGCAAUUAUGGCUGCACGUUGCAACAGCUGUUAACUACUCUGAUCUUUCUGAUGCAGCCAUUAAUUUUAUGUGUCAGUCACUAUAUAGAACACUGGCUACCUCAGAGUUGGGGAGAACUCUUGGAGGCCUAGUGCAGGCCCAGGUUUGCCUGUUGUAGGCAUCUCUAGGCCUCCCCACUAAAAUUUACAAUAAAUCAGCCUGUUUAAUAUAAACAAGCCUGUGGUUAAGAAGAUUCACUAAGCUUUUGUCUGGCCAAAAAACUGCCGGUGUCAUCAGAGUUAGAAUAGGAGGAAAUUAGGAAGGCAGCUCAUAUAGCCUCCUGCCUCUGCGCCUGGCUCCUUGAGCGCGUCAUCGCAGCCGAGUUGUUCUGCAUCAGGCAAACCGUCUUUGACUCUACUGGUUGUUUUACGAUCCUCAAGUGCUCUUUUUGAGCGUGUGCAAGCGCUCGGAGGGCGGCUGUCAAUCCGUUCCUGCUCCCAGUCCCUCCCAGGGCCAUUAUCCUCCCCCACUGGAAGAUGGAAGAACAAGUGAAAGAAACAAUGAUAAUGUGGGCAAAGAAUUUUAGUUAUUCUAUAGGUUUAGAAAAUUGGCAAAAACUAUGGGACCGAAAUAUUAAAUUUACUAAAGUAGCUGCACAUAAGGAAAACUUAUAUAAAAUGUUUUAUAGAUGGCACAUGACACCAGUUAGAUUAAAGAAAAUGUUUAAAAAUGUAUCAAACAUGUGCUGGAAAUGUAAACAACAACCAGGCACUUAUUACCAUCUCUGGUGGAUAUGUCCUAAUGCUAAAAAGUUUUGGUUUAAGAGCCAUGUGUGGCUAGAAGAGAUGAUUAAAAUACAGAUAGAAUUUAAACCAGAACUCUGUUUGUUAGGAAUAUUAGGUUUGAAUUAUGGAAAAAAGAAUGAGUAUUUAAUAUUGCAUGUGCUGACAGCCACAAG